This is a messenger RNA of Leptopilina boulardi, 1213 nucleotides long. Its product is annotated as rac GTPase-activating protein 1-like. Gene Ontology annotation, biological process: signal transduction. The coding region runs from base 221 to 1048 and encodes 275 amino acids. The transcript is spliced from 7 exons. The record is from RefSeq and is a predicted model, not a curated record. Lineage: Eukaryota; Metazoa; Arthropoda; Insecta; Hymenoptera; Figitidae.
UUUUUAACAUGUUGAUAAAAGAAACCAAUAAAAAAGAAAAAAUUGUUUUUAUUCUUUUUAUGAUAAGCUCUAGCCUUUAAAUAGUUUCCACUUUAGCCGACUGCAAAAUUAAAUAUAAUUUUCAUUUCAAAUAUUUAUUGAAAUCACAUCAGUACUAAAUAAAAACCCAGUCAAUUGCAUAUAACAUUCUGAUUUUUUAUUCUUUAACUUUUUUAAAAAAAUGGUUCUAUUAAAAAAAUUUCAACUCCCGUUUUUCUUUGUCAUCGUCAUAGUAAACGGUGCGCAAGGUUGGUUCAAUUUUAAAAAACAUCUAAGACUAUUACCAUUUUUUUCUGAUAAUUCGAAGAAACCAAUUGGCCCAAUCGAGAAUUACGCACCUACUGAAUCACCUUAUGUUCCUGCAAUAAUUUUAAAAUGCAUACAAGAAGUUGAAAAUAGAGGAAUGAAGAUUAAAAACAUAUAUUCACGAUCGGAAGAUUAUGAGAAAAUAGAAAAUUUAUUAGAAAAGUUGUGUUUUUCUAAAAAAAAAGAUAAUUUCUCUUUAAGAAAACAUGAGCCUGGAGUAAUUGCUGCAACUCUUCAAUUUUUUCUAUAUUAUUUGAAAGAGUCUAUAAUUCCUUUUUAUAUGAUUGAUAAUUUUCAACGUGCUUUACAUAAUCCAUCUCCAAACAUAAAUUUAGACAAUAUGCUGACCAAGCUUUCGAAUAUAAAUCGAAAUACUCUAGCUGUACUGAUUGUCCAUUUACAACGAGUUGCAGAUAAACAGAUAAUUAAAAAAUGGAAAAAAAUUGAACUACAAAGGCUUGCCAUUAUAUUUGGACCAAUUUUGAUUCAUCCGAAUGUAACUACAAUAGUUCAACAUUCAAAAGAUUACAUGAAGUCUUCAAGAAGUAUUUUUCAAGAAUUGUUAGAAGUUCCAGGCGAAUAUUGGAAUUCCAUUGUAAAAUAUUCUUCUAUUAUUGAUAUAAAAAACUCACACGAAAUUAUAAGAGAAGAAGAUGAAGAUGAUUAUGUGCAGAGUGCUUCAGGUGGCGUGUCUGAAGAAUAGAUAUGAAUUAUUUAAUAUUUUUAACGAAAUAUUUAAAAAAAAUUAAUGAAAUAAUUUUUAUUCUUUACUUUAUUAUUGUCUUAUAAUUGUUAAUACAAAACAGAGACAAAAUUCAAUGUACAUUUGUUUAUUGCAAUAAAAUAAAUGUUUCAAGAAAUUUUUAAA